Messenger RNA from Chelonoidis abingdonii (Abingdon island giant tortoise), 1155 nucleotides. The record is from RefSeq and is a predicted model, not a curated record. NCBI's taxonomy places the organism in Eukaryota, Metazoa, Chordata, Testudines, Testudinidae.
AUGGAUUAUGGGCUGUCGCUGUUUGAUGAUACCCCAUCUGGGUUCCAGUGUGGGGUGGGAGGUGACAGAGCACAUUCUGUGGUAUCGGAGCCCCUGGCCGUGGAUAACAGAUUUCUUGGGGCAGUUACUGGGUCUGUGGAGCUCUACGAACUGGACGACGACCCCAAGCGGAAGGAGUUUCUGGACGACCUCUUUGGCUUCAUGCAGAAGAGAGGGACUCCGGUGAACCGAAUCCCCAUCAUGGCAAAGCAGGUGCUGGACCUGUACGUGCUGUACCGGCUGGUGACCGAGAAGGGUGGCCUGGUCGAAGUGAUCAACAAGAAGAUCUGGCGUGAGAUCACCAAAGGCCUCAACCUCCCCACGUCCAUCACCAGCGCAGCGUUCACACUCCGCACGCAAUACAUGAAAUACCUGUACCCCUACGAAUGUGAGAAACAAGCUCUCAGCUCCCCCGGUGAGCUCCAGGCCGCCAUUGACAGCAACCGGCGAGAGGGGCGGAGGCAGAGCUUUGGGACGGCACUUUUCAGCUACUCCCCCGUGGGCACCCCGGCCAUGCUGGCCUCCCCGAAGAUCCCCGUGGCGGGCCUCGCCAUCUCCACCCACAGCUGCAGCCAGAUGAGCCAAGUGCACGCAAUUAAGAAAGAAGACGGUAUCCUGUCGGCGGCGGUGCCCAGCCGGAUCACCAUCCCCGUCAGCCUGGCAGGGCACCACAUAGCUGCUGCCCAGGCGGCAGCCGCAUCCCAGGCGGCUGCGCUUGAGCAGCUGCGGGAGAAACUGGAGACAGGGGAGCCGCCCGAGAAGAAGAUGACGCUGAUGGCGGAGGAGCAGCAGCGGCUGAUGCAACAUGCCCUGCAGCAGAACCUCCUGGCCAUGGCCUCGCAGUUCCCCAUGAACAUCAAGCUCAGCAGCCGAGAUGACAGACAGGAGACCGCAUUGAACCUGUCCACCAACGGCAUUAGCAGCAUCAACAUGUCAAUAGAAAUAAAUGGAGUUGUCUACACAGGUGUCCUGUUUGCCCGCAGACCCCUUGUCCCGAGGGCACCCGGCAGCAACAGCAGCAGGAGCUCCCACGGCCGGCUGAGCCCGGUGCCCGCGCAGAACCAGCAGCUCUCGGCCUCCUCACGCAGUCACACUCCCGCCAGCGCCUCACCGUGA